Messenger RNA from Nothobranchius furzeri (turquoise killifish), 491 nucleotides. RefSeq names its product large ribosomal subunit protein P2. The record is from RefSeq and is a predicted model, not a curated record. Gene Ontology annotation, biological process: cytoplasmic translational elongation; translation. Gene Ontology annotation, cellular component: cytosolic large ribosomal subunit; ribosome. Gene Ontology annotation, molecular function: structural constituent of ribosome. Lineage: Eukaryota; Metazoa; Chordata; Actinopteri; Cyprinodontiformes; Nothobranchiidae.
UAGUUCCACACGAAGAAAAAGUUUACUUCCGCCUCCCAACAGGUACGUCACUUCCUUUCUGUUCGAGCCUACCUCGAAGUGAACACGCGUUCUCCUGCCUAGCUCAAAAUGCGUUACGUUGCUGCUUACCUUCUCUCUGCCCUGGGUGGCAAUGAAAACCCUGAGGCCAAAGACAUCAAGAAGAUUCUGGAGAGUGUUGGCAUUGAGGCCGACGACACACGUAUGACCAAGGUCAUCUCGGAGCUUAAAGGCAAGAAUGUGAAUGAUGUGAUUGCCAGUGGUUACAGUAAACUCGCCAGCAUGCCAGCAGGGGGCGCUGUGGCUGUUGCUAGCUCUGCAGGUGCUGGCUCAGGUGGUGCUGCUGCUCCUGCUGCAGCUGCUGAGGAGAAGAAGGAAGAGAAGAAAGAGGAGUCUGAGGAGUCUGAUGACGACAUGGGAUUUGGCCUCUUUGACUAAACACUUUCAGUUUAUAAAUAAAAUUUUUAAAAAUA